This is a messenger RNA of Neopsephotus bourkii (Bourke's parrot), 2675 nucleotides long. RefSeq names its product frizzled class receptor 8 (gene FZD8). The record is from RefSeq and is a predicted model, not a curated record. The transcript has a single exon. Gene Ontology annotation, cellular component: plasma membrane. Gene Ontology annotation, biological process: canonical Wnt signaling pathway; non-canonical Wnt signaling pathway. Lineage: Eukaryota; Metazoa; Chordata; Aves; Psittaciformes; Psittacidae. Gene Ontology annotation, molecular function: Wnt-protein binding; Wnt receptor activity. Bases 33 to 2042 code for a protein of 669 amino acids.
AGAGGAGCCGGGGUCGCAGCCCGCCGCCGAGCAUGGAGUGGAGUUACCUGUUGGCAAUCACCUCGCUGCUCGCCACCCUGUCCCUGCUCCAGCGCGCUGGCUGCGCCGCCGCCUCUGCGGCCGCCGCUGCGUCGUCUUCCUCCUCGGCCAAGGAGCUGUCGUGCCAGGAGAUCACCGUGCCCCUCUGCAAGGGUAUCGGCUACAACUACACCUACAUGCCCAACCAGUUCAACCACGACACGCAAGACGAAGCCGGGCUGGAGGUGCACCAGUUCUGGCCGCUGGUGGAGAUUCAGUGCUCCAGCGACCUGCGCUUCUUUCUCUGCAGCAUGUACACCCCCAUCUGCUUGGAGGACUACAAGAAGCCGCUGCCGCCCUGCCGCAGCGUCUGCGAGCGGGCCAAGGCUGGCUGCGCCCCGCUCAUGCGCCAGUACGGCUUCGCCUGGCCCGACAGGAUGCGCUGUGACCGCCUCCCCGAGCAGGGCAGCCCGGACACGCUCUGUAUGGACUACAACCGCACGGACCUCACCACGGCCGCUCCGCCGCCCGCCAAGCCUCCGCUCCGCGGCGCCAAGCCUGGCGGCCCCGCCAAGGCGCCGCCCGCCGCCGCUGCGCCGCCGGCCGAGGCCCCACGCAAGCCGCGGCUGCCGCCGCCCUGCGAGCCGGGUUGCCAGUGCCGGGCGCCCAUGGUGUCGGUGUCCAGCGAGCGGCACCCGCUCUACAACCGCGUCAAAACGGGUCAGAUCGCCAACUGCGCCCUGCCCUGCCACAACCCCUACUUCAGCCCCGACGAGCGCGCCUUUACCGCCUUCUGGAUCGGGCUCUGGUCCGUGCUCUGCUUCCUCUCCACCUUCGCCACCGUCUCCACCUUCCUCAUCGACAUGGAGCGCUUCAAGUACCCCGAGCGCCCCAUCAUCUUCCUGGCCGCCUGCUACCUCUUCGUCUCCCUCGGCUACCUGGUGCGCCUGGUGGCCGGGCACGAGAAGGUGGCGUGCAGCGGCGGCGCGGCGGCGGGCGGCGCGGGGGCAGGGGCGGCGGGGGCCGGCGGCGGCGCGGCGGGUGCGGCGGCGGCGGGGGCGCGCGGCGCGGCGGGUGGUGCGGCCGAGUUGCAGCCGGAGCUGGCGGUGGCCGAGCACGUGCGGUACGAGAGCACCGGCCCGGCGCUGUGCACCGUGGUCUUCCUGCUCGUGUACUUCUUCGGCAUGGCCAGCUCCAUCUGGUGGGUCAUCCUCUCCCUCACCUGGUUCCUCGCCGCAGGGAUGAAGUGGGGCAACGAGGCCAUCGCUGGCUAUGCGCAGUAUUUCCACCUGGCCGCCUGGCUGCUCCCCAGCGUGAAGUCUAUCGCCGUGCUGGCGCUCAGCUCCGUGGACGGGGACCCCGUGGCCGGUAUCUGCUACGUGGGCAACCAGAGCUUGGAGAAUUUACGGGGCUUCGUGCUGGCACCACUGCUCAUUUACUUGGCCAUCGGCUCCAUGUUCCUGCUGGCCGGCUUCGUCUCGCUUUUCCGCAUCCGCAGUGUCAUCAAGCAGCAGGGUGGCCCCACCAAGACCCACAAGCUGGAGAAGCUGAUGAUACGCCUGGGGCUCUUCACCGUGCUCUACACGGUGCCAGCUGCCAGCGUGGUCGCCUGCCUCUUCUACGAGCAGCACAACCGGCCCCGCUGGGAGGCCACGCACAACUGCCCCUGCCUGCGGGACCAGCAGCCUGAUCAGGCCCGCCGCCCAGACUAUGCUGUCUUCAUGCUCAAGUACUUCAUGUGCCUGGUAGUGGGUAUCACCUCCGGUGUCUGGGUCUGGUCUGGCAAGACCCUCGAGUCCUGGAGGGCCCUCUGCACCCGCUGCUGCUGGGCCAGCAAAGGUGCUGCCGUGGCUGGGGGCACAGGGGCAGGAGGAGGUGGGCAGGCUGCAAUUGCUGCAGCAGGAGGACUUGGGGCUGGAGGUGGUGGCUCCCUCUACAGCGAUGUCAGCACUGGCCUGACGUGGAGAUCAGGCACUGCCAGCUCUGUCUCCUACCCCAAGCAGAUGCCCCUGUCUCAAGUGUGAAGAGGAGGGGAAAGAGGCCAAAGGUUAGGGAAUGAGGGACACUGGCCUUCAUAAAAUGCCCCCUCACUGUUUGGUGCCAUUAAUGAACUCCUAAUGGUCCUUAUUAGCCACAGCUUGUAUAGAACAAUGCAGCUGGCAGAGGCCCUAGGCUCCAGCCCCCUCCUCCUUCCCCUCCAUUCAUAUGCAGGGAGCAUGUACUUCAAGGAGCCAGCUUAUUAUUUUGCUGGCAGAGGAGGGUAGAGUGUCACCCGUGUCUUGCAGAGGGCAACACACUGCAGUUCUGAUUCACUCUGGACUAACAGCAGCUCAUGGGAGGAAGGGUCUCCCUCCAUACCAUCCUGAGGUAGGAGUCUGCUGGGACUGCAGGUUUUUGGGAUGUUGAUGACCAGGCAAAUGCCUUACAAUACAGACUGAAUCAAAAAAUGUCUUAAUUAUACACCCCAGCUAAAUACGGGUUUCCUACAUUAAAGGAUGUAUUUAUAUAAUUAUUUGUUACCUUGUACAGAUGUGUAGAUAUGUAUAUAUCCAAAGCUAUACAGUCUGUAAAUUUUUUGUAAAAAAGUUUAGAGGCUACCCCUGUAAGAGCAAAUACGAGUAUUCUAUUUUGUCAAUAAAAUGACUUUUGAUAAAUGA